Messenger RNA from Penicillium maclennaniae, 1884 nucleotides. RefSeq lists its product as uncharacterized. The transcript has 4 exons. NCBI's taxonomy places the organism in Eukaryota, Fungi, Ascomycota, Eurotiomycetes, Eurotiales, Aspergillaceae. The record is from RefSeq and is a predicted model, not a curated record. Bases 1 to 1884 code for a protein of 627 amino acids. Gene Ontology annotation, biological process: import into nucleus. Gene Ontology annotation, cellular component: cytoplasm.
AUGGAUAGAGCCGAAGCCUCAGCCUCUUCACUUGUCCUCGAGAUCAGCUGUCUCUACGCCGCACAGUGCCUGAUCCCCGCGACUCUGCUUAUCGCAACAGCGAAAAAGUCGAUUUUCCGCUACUUUUCAGUUCCAUGUUCACUUUUACUCGCGAACCGGGCAAUACACGUUGCUUCCACUUUAGGGCCUGGUUUCUUCUGGUGUGAGCUCGCUCGCCUAUUUGUGACGAUCAUCUUCCAGUGUCUGAACUUAUUGCUUAUCAAUCCAAAAGAUGGCAGCGAUAUCCCUGGUGAGGUAGACCAUGGUCUUGUGGCUCGACUCUAUUACGCGACCGGCCUCUUUACUCAGCCUCGAGGGAUUCACACGGCCUGGCAGGUGAAGAAUGUCCCAUCACAACCCCAGUAUUAUCAUCGCAGAGGCUGGACGAUCCCUCUCCGGGGUCGUUUCUUGAUUAGGCAACUAUUAAUCGCUAUUUGGCAAUAUUUGGCUCUCGAUGUCUUCGCUACGCUUGCGUUGCAAGAAGCCUCUGAUCAAAAGAAGCACGAAAUGCUAUCUCCAGUUGUGCAAUGGAAUCUAUCAUUUGAACAAUGGAUUGAGCGAAUUGUUUCCAAUCUUGUCGCUGCAUUUGUGGUCAGUCGAAUAUUGAUCGACUUUCACCAUCGUGCUUUUUCUAUCAUCGUUGUGGGACUUGGUCUUGAUGCGCCGUCAAAUUGCCCUCCCUUAUUUGGAAAGGCAGCAAACGCCUACACGCUUCGAGGAUUCUGGGGUAAAUUUUGGCACCAGCUAUUGCGUCAACCUCUCGCCUCCGUUAGCACAUGUAUUACUCGGGACUUACUGGGCUUAUCACCGAAGUCUUUAGCAGGGAAGUACAUGAACAUCUUCACUAUCUUCUUCUUCUCCGGCGCGCUUCAUGUCGUACUUGAUAUUGUGCAAGGGAUUCCGGCGAAGGAGUCUGGUGCCCUACUGUUCUUUUCCAUGGCUCCUCUGGGGCUUCUGAUUGAAGAUGGCAUUAAAAUGAUUUGGAAAUCCUUUGUUGAUUCGAAGAAUCGUAGCCAGACAAACAAGACAGCAAUCCCACGGAAUCUCCCCACGGAAUCACGACCUCUGCCAUUUCUCAUACUUUCCGUGUCCUUAUUCCUGCAAGCUUCUAUUCGCUUCUUCACUCGGUACUUCCCUCUCGCCCGACGAUUCAUCAUGACUACCGCCGCGGUGUUUGGCUGUACCGGAGCUGUGGGCUCCCAGAUCCUCGCCACACUUCUCACCUCAGAUGUAGCUUCAUCUGUCAAGACCAUUUCCCGGAGACUUCCAAACGCCCAUUCCCCAAAGCUUCAAGCAAUCAAGGAAGGCGACAUUACGAAAUGGGGAGAAAUACUCUCUUCCUUUUCCCCCAAGCUAUCCGUGGUCUUUAACGCAGUCGGUACCACCCGGGCGACAGCUGGUGGGAUCCAGAACCAGUGGAAAAUUGACCAUGAUUUAUGCGUUGAGAAUGCCAAAGCUGCCAAGAAGGCUGGAGUGGAAACAUACGUGUACAUCUCCAGUGCAGGGACCAGGGGUCUUCUCUCUAGCUAUGUACCCUACUCGAAGAUGAAGAUUGGAGUUGAAGAUGCUAUCAGGGAUCUCAAUUUUGAACACGCUAUCAUUCUACGCCCGGGUAUGAUCAUCGGAAGAGAGAAGUCGAAAGCUCCUAUGUUAGAGAAGAUGGUAGAGAGCCUCAAGAAUCUGUCGCAAGGUGUUCAGGACAUGAUAGGUCAAGAUCAAACGACGAUUGGUAGAGCUGCCGUCGCAGCUGCUCGCAUGGCUCAAGAAGGAAGUGCGCCCUCCAAGUACUGGGUUCUGGAACAGGCCGAUAUCGUCAGACUCGGUACAGACGAGUGGAAGGACUAA